AUGUCUCGAAGACGCGUUGGAGAACGACAAGCAGAAGCGUUGGCACUUCCUCUUGGAAUUUCAUUCGCUGCUUUUACCAAUCUGGUUCUUGAGAGAAGUGGCGCGAAUCAGAAUUUUUAUGUCGAUGAUCUUGCAAUAAUUUCUGCUUCCGCUGUUGAAGAAUCUUUAGCCAAUGUGUAUGGUGAUAAGCUUGGUUCUGUUGCGACCAACUUUGAGAGAUCUUUUAAGAGUACUCUAAAGAUCCUUAAAUUGACUAGUGAAUCCACAUUCCCGCAUCAGUUAGACAAUAAUAAUGUAGACCGUUCUACAAUAGAGAAUGCUUAG
Molecule: messenger RNA, 324 nt
Organism: Arabis nemorensis
Lineage: Eukaryota; Viridiplantae; Streptophyta; Magnoliopsida; Brassicales; Brassicaceae
Source: the annotation of a GenBank genome assembly